Messenger RNA from Lottia gigantea (owl limpet), 1255 nucleotides. RefSeq lists its product as hypothetical. Bases 5 to 1234 code for a protein of 409 amino acids. The transcript is spliced from 6 exons. NCBI's taxonomy places the organism in Eukaryota, Metazoa, Mollusca, Gastropoda, Lottiidae. Gene Ontology annotation, cellular component: membrane. Gene Ontology annotation, molecular function: carboxylic ester hydrolase activity. The record is from RefSeq and is a predicted model, not a curated record.
CAAAAUGUCCAAUAGAAAGAGAAUAUUAAAACAAGGGGUGGUGAUAUUAUCGGCUCUAGCUGUAGCCUUUCUAGGUGUAAUACUAUACACACCCCUUCCUGAUGGUAUGGAACAACCAUGGAACCUUCGACUAUAUUACGCUAAAUCCAAAUUGGCUAUAAUAACAGGUGAAUUAUGUGGUUUAUUUGGAUAUCGAAGUAUACAUAUAUCGCGGUACUUAUUAGAUAGUAUUUUAUUGACUCAUGGAACAUCUAUUAAUAAUCCAUAUUUAGACGUUAAAAACGUAACAUUAGAUGGAAUUCCAGCCAGAAUCUAUAAACCUAAAGAUAAACACGAUUAUCUCCCUUGCUUUAUUUUUAUACAUGGUGGUGGAUUUGUAUACAGUAUAGAUUCCUAUGACGGAGUAGCUGCAAAAAUAGCACAAGAUACAAAUAUGACAGUUAUUGCUGUCGAAUAUCGACUUAUACCAGAGUUUCCUUAUCCUGCAGCCUUAAAUGACGUUUAUAGAGCUACUCGUUUUAUUUUACAGAACGCAAUAUCAUUAGGAAUAGAUCCAUUAAAAGUUUCCAUUGGAGGAGAUAGUGCUGGUGGUAAUACAGCUGCUGCAGUAGCUUUAAAACUGAGAGAUGAUAACAUACAACCUAAACUACUAGGACAAGUAUUAAUCUACCCUGUUUUACAGGCCUGUGAUUUAUAUACACCCAGUAAUCUAUUGGGUACACGGUAUCUAUUUGAUGGAAGAGCUUUCGCUGCUGAAAUGGCCGUCAUGGCUUUAGGUAUACCUGAUCGGUUUCGAGACUUUAUAGCAAAGGGAAACUACUCUUCACCAGAACUGACUAAAAAAUGUAAACGAUUUGUAAAUUACAACUAUUUACCUCACCAACUUAUUCCUCAUGGAUAUAAAAGGACUGACAUAACAUCAGAUCCAGCUCAUGAAGACGCCAAAUAUUUAGAAGAGAAAUAUUCCGAUCCAUAUUUUGUACCCCUCAUGUCUGAAAUUCUCUCUAAUUUACCACAGACCUUAGUUGUGACAACUCAGUUAGACCAUCUUCGCGAUGAUGGUAUUAUCUACCAUAAACGUUUAUUGAAAGCAGGCGUGAAAAGUGACUGGCGCCAUCUACCGGACAGUUUUCAUGGUGUUUUAACUAUGAUAGGUGAUGGUGGUUUUGAUGCUGGUUUAACUAUGAUCGAUCAUAUUACAACAUUUUUAAAACAAAUAUCUUUUGAAUCUUGAAUAAAAUAUAGUUUUACAGUU